AUGGCUAAUGAGACGCAGGAGAUCCAUUCCGAUAACGACCUCGAUAGAGUCCCGAUGCGAUCGUCGAUCGAGCUGCCUUCGCUCCGCGAUCACUUCAAACGGGACUCGUUGCCUCCAUUUUCAUCGCCUCGCCCUAGGUCGCUUUUGCCCUCGAUUCUCAACCACUCUCCUCCUGGUCGCUCUUCGACUCUUCCACCAAUUCAGAGGACGAACAAGCUUCCUCGCCCUCGCAAAGGAUCCAUAACCGGGGCGCGAAAAGCUAAGCAUGAGCGUUCCAAGUCCAAGGAAUUCGGGCGGCGCCCAAGUCUAGGCGAUCGGAAGGCUCUAUCAGCAGAGCCACAAACCGCCGCUUGGGCGCAGGGCAAGCGAUGGGAGGAUUUAAUCGAGGCCGCCACAUCGGCAACUGAGGUUGACGAUGAUAGACAGUCAGAGCUGGGACGGUCGCCCACUAUGCCACCGACCAUUCCCAAUAUCACUUCAAUUACAUCAGCGCCUUCACUCAAAGGAGGCCGAUCAUCCAUGCCUCCCGCUUUCCAAUCUCCGGGGUUACCCCCGCCCGCGUCGCAUCGUCCGUUCCCACCCACCUCAUAUGCAGCGUCACCCCUGCAUAAAUCUCUGACGCCACCACCGUAUGAAUUCUCGCGCAACCGUGACGCUGAUCUAGAACCCUUCCCGUCGAUUGAAUCGUCUUUAGACUCGGCGUCAACGACAUCCGGGAAGCACUUCUUCACCAACCACCUCAACUCAACUAGACAUCCCGACUCCAGCCCAGUGCUGAAUCUAUUCCCAUCUUCGGCAGCUCAGCGGCAACAUCAUCGGUUUUCCAACCCCACACCGGCCUCGUACCGUAGCAGGGAGAUACAGAUCUUCUGUGCCAGCUGCAAGCAGGCAUGGCCUCUUAACGAAUGCUUCGCCUGCACUGAAUGUAUCUGCGGGGUUUGCCGCGACUGUGUGGGUAGUUACAUGAGCAGCCCGCCAACUCCGUUUAAAAAUGUCACAUCGAGUCCUGGCAGUGCAAUGUCCCACGGCCCAACGAGCUACCCCAGUCCAACACCGCGCGGCUGCCCACGCUGCCGCACUGUGGGAGCUAAAUGGAAGGCAUUCCAACUCGAGGUUAAAUGA
Aspergillus mulundensis is the source of this 1122-nucleotide messenger RNA. RefSeq names its product putative transcription factor RfeD (gene rfeD). The record is from RefSeq and is a predicted model, not a curated record. The transcript has 2 exons. Lineage: Eukaryota; Fungi; Ascomycota; Eurotiomycetes; Eurotiales; Aspergillaceae. The coding region runs from base 1 to 1122 and encodes 373 amino acids.